Messenger RNA from Saccharomycopsis crataegensis, 1080 nucleotides. RefSeq names its product globin. Gene Ontology annotation, cellular component: intracellular anatomical structure. The transcript has a single exon. The record is from RefSeq and is a predicted model, not a curated record. Bases 1 to 1080 code for a protein of 359 amino acids. Gene Ontology annotation, molecular function: heme binding; FAD binding; nitric oxide dioxygenase [NAD(P)H] activity. Gene Ontology annotation, biological process: nitric oxide catabolic process; cellular response to nitrosative stress. Lineage: Eukaryota; Fungi; Ascomycota; Saccharomycetes; Ascoideales; Saccharomycopsidaceae.
AUGUCUUCUCGUUUCACCAGACUCUUCAAGCCUGCCAGAGGGGCUUCCCACAAGGACUCUGACACUUUUUCGAUUACCAUGUCGCUGGUUUCUUCUUCUACCUCGAAUGAUGAAUUGAAAUCUACCUCCGAAACUGCUUCCACUGUAGUCGGCACCAUUUCUGACAAAAAGGACGUGAUCUCCUCUCAUUCAAUCAUCUCCUCUCCAGCUAAGCCUACCGACGCCCUUUCCCUCGCAACCCUGGCCACCGUCACAACCACCACUCACGAAUUCUUACAAGGAGACCGUAGUUUCAGCAAAGGUUCUGUCGAACCUAGUGCUACUGUCUUAGGCUCUUCUAUCCUCAUCAACAGCUCCUUGAACGACUCUGCUUCCUCGUUUGCUUCCACUCAGGACGAAAAUGUCACUCUCAAGUUCACCGAGGCCGAGGUCCGUCUUCUUAAAUGGUCCUGGAACGAAAAUAUCACUACAAACAAGGAUAACAAAAAUCCAUCAGCUUCGAAGACGGCUGUCCCAACCCCAUCUGCCCCAGUUGAUGGAAAGCUUAAGCAUAACAGUAUUGCUGAAGCUUUCUCGUCUUCGCAAUUUUGGUCCGAUAUUUACAACAACGUUAGAGUGUUAGAUGAAGAUCUUUUGAAAAUCUUGCCUACUCCAGAUCAUCAAACGGUUUUUUUCACUGGUAUCAUCCGUAUGGCAGUGCUUAGUAGUAGCGACUUGACUGUGAUGAAUGAAUAUUUGCGCAGUAUCGGCCGUCGUCACGGUAUUCUUUUCGGGGCUGAACCAGGUUAUUUCCAAACUCUUGGGAUCGCGGUUAUUAGAGCCCUUAACGAUCGUUUUGAUGAAGAUUUUACCCCUCAAUUGGAACACGUGUGGAUCUUGUUAUACUGUUUUAUCAGCAACACAAUGAUUGAAAGUUGCUCUGUUGACCCAGUAUUACCUGAAAACGUUAGUGUUGGUUUAGUUACCAUCCAUGAAAAUAAAGACGAAGAACCAAAAGGUUCUUUAAAGAAAAAGAGAUCGGUCUUCCACAACACUCCCCUGACUUACAAUGGUCAUAUAGGAAAAUCUCGUUUUGGCUGA